GCCCUCACUUCCGGUUUCCCCCGGAAGGCGGACAGAAGAAGGAGGAGGAGCAUGUCUGACAUGUUUACCUCGCCAAAAUCCAGACUCUAGCCGCGAUCGGGAGAUGUAAAAACACCGCCGGACGAGAUGGGAGACUUGCAGGAACUGUCUUCCAUCAGGGAAACGAUCUUACAGGCGAGGGAACACGUGCAACAACUCGAAGACAGGCUGAAGCUCCUUGGGCUGGCCAAAACUCAGGUUGAAAGUUCUGCCCAUGAAGCCAAGUCUACAGUGGAAAAACACUUCCAGGAGCUGAAGGAGGCCAUCUGCAGUGCAAUAGACACCAGACAGAGGGAGCUGCUGGAUAGGGUAGAGGAGAUAGAGGUCGAAUCCUUGGAGCCACUCAGGGAAUGUGAAGAUGUUGUUAAGAAUUCCAUCAUAGAGGAUUUAACUGUGAUAGAAGAAGGAGAGAAGCUAGUAGAAGCCAGUGAAGUCAUAGCAGCAGCGGAGCUGAAGUCAUUCUGUGACAGGAACAACAGUAGAUCACUCAACAGCUUGCCAGAGGUGCCCCCAUUGUCUGAGGUCCCCUGUAUCCUGCUGGCUGGCCUGGACCCAGCCUGUAUCACAGAACUGCCGGAGGAGAUUGGGAGUGACGGGUACGUCCUGGCCCACGCACCGGUCCAGGUAGAGGAGCUACGGGAGAGGCCAGGAGGGGUUCUAGCAUCAUGGUAUGAGAUAGAAGAUGAUGACAUUCCAGAGAAGCAGUCCCCAGUAGAGUACAGACUGCAGUACUGCUGCGGGAGGGUGGACAGGGUCACCAUGAACACAACAAAGUUCCGCGAAGCGUACCAGGGCCAAGACACCUGCUGCACUGUCAAACACCUGAAGUUAAACGUGGACUACAGUUUCAGAGUGUGCUGCAAGAUGGUCCGUGGCUGGUCUCCAUGGAGCAUUCCACAAGUUGCUAGGACAACUUUGCUGCAGCAUGAGUGGGAGGUUGCAGAGGAUUCUGGGUACACGUUGGGUAACGGGAACACGACCCUGACCAGAACAUCUCCCAACGCGGCCAUCAGUGUGCUGCACUCCAGCAAGAGCAGUCUGUUGUGUGGGGAUAUGGUCACUUUCAAGGUUAAUGGAACAGGAAAAACUCACCGCGGAGAUGGACUUGGCCUUGUACUAGUGCAAGAAGAAGACUCCAUCCUACAGCGUAUAGGCGCGGUAUGCGUAGGUUCCACGGGAGUCGUUCACGUCAACGGGAAAGAAAUGACCAAUCAGCUUCCAGCUCUCACUAAGGGCACCACCGUGACCUUUGACACCAGCAAGGUCGCCAGCGACACUAAGAAGUUGCGUGUGUCGAUCACGGUAGCCGACAGACAGGUCACGUGCGAGUGGGUUCCGGGUGGGGACCUCAGCGAACACUUAUAUUUCGCAGCCUGCUUCGUACAUAAGGGAUGGGAAAUCACUGUAGAAUGAUCAGGAAGCAGCACUGGUCUCUUUGGAUAUGGAAUGCCACUGGAAAUUAUUCUCUACCAGACUAACUACGCUGGCUAUAUAUAGGAGAAUAUUUGCCAGGGGAGUUUGGCUGCCUUGCAGGUUUGACUUCAGAAGGAAAGAAACUACAUGUACCUCCCCGCGGCCGGACUCCCUUGGCCAAUUUUACUCUCUUUUUUGCCGAAUUCUACAAUUUGUAUUCCCGUAGAAAGGUCUGGUAGAGGCUAACUGGAAAUGUCGAACUUUUAAUAAAUUUACGAGGCCAAAUCUCUAUAUCCGAAAGAAAGAUACCGCAAUAAAAAGCAAAGGAUGCACUUUGAAAAGACUGUGAAACUUCAGUCAAAAUUGUACAAGCUUCUAAAACUCAUUGCCCAUACAGUUUUUAAGACUUUCCAGAUACAAGUUGACCAGUGUGGCGAAUGGAAAUUUAAUGUAGUGGUUCAAUCUCUGCACUCUUCUUUGCUGCACAUGGCUGAAUGAAUUUAUACAGCAACAUACAUGUCAAUGAGUGUGUAGUAAGUUAGUAAAAGGCAUAGGUGAUGAGAGCUAUAGUUAAGUCUUAUAUCCAUGUGAAACAUUAUGUCAAUGAUAAGAAUCUAGGCACAAUCAAGGCUUGUGCUCUCUAUGUAUAAUUUGUUGAAACUUAUCAUAGAUGUUGGAAAUAUACAAAAUGCUAAAAUUGAAGGCUAGGUGUCAUUACCAGACUUUUACAUUAGGGAUUUUACUUGGUAUUAUUAUGUAUCCAAUUGAAUUGUUUGUGUUCAUUGAGAUUAUCAGGUUAUGAAUAUCAGGUUGUGAAUAUCCAGCUUAAUCAUUACAAACAUGUAACUGUUGCCACCAUAUUUAAUUAUCACAGUUUACUAUGUGAUAAGAGCCUCUAGAUAAAUAAUACAGUCGUCAUAUAAUACCAGUAAGACUUAAAAUGACAUUCCAGGCAAGUUAGCUGUUGUUAUCAUGUUUCAGCAAUAGAAUACCAGUAAAUACAAGUGUCUACAAAAUAAGGAUUGCCACUGCCAGUACAUGUGUAUUGCAUACUAUAGGCCACAGCAUCUGCAUGUGUAAAUUGUAAUCUUUGCAGCUAGUUGAAGUUGAAAGAACGUAAAAUCUGCUUGGAAAGGGCUCACAGCUCCGUACUAUGCGACCUCAAUACAACAUGAUGGCCCAGUUUGUUUAGUUUAUAUAGUAGUUAAGUAUCAAAAUUGCCAUGUGUUAGGGCAGUGGUAUAGAAAGCAUGUAUUGUUCGCAAUCAAGUU
Branchiostoma belcheri (Belcher's lancelet) is the source of this 2723-nucleotide messenger RNA. RefSeq names its product cytokine receptor-like factor 3. Bases 127 to 1452 code for a protein of 441 amino acids. The transcript has 8 exons. The record is from RefSeq and is a predicted model, not a curated record. Gene Ontology annotation, molecular function: protein binding. Lineage: Eukaryota; Metazoa; Chordata; Leptocardii; Amphioxiformes; Branchiostomatidae.